AUGUCCAAGCGAAAAGCAGUACUGAGCCAUGUGCCUCAGGAAUCUAUAGUGGCACCAAUACUAUUUCAUAUCUUCAUCAGCGACACGGGCAGUGGGAUUGAGUGCACCCUCAGCAAGUUGGCAGGUGACCCCAAGCUGAGUGGUGUGGUCGAUUCACUAGAGGGAAAGGAUGCCAUCCAGAGGGACCUUGGCAUGUCGAAGCAAUCCCACCUGGACUACUGCAUCCAGCCUCAGGGUCUCCAGUACAAGGAAGACAUGGAUCUGUUGGAGCGAGUCCAGAGACAUUAUGUGAAGAAUAAAGUUAGUGAGAAAAAUGAGGAGUUAAGGAAGAAAGGCAAAAAUGGAGUUCUGUGGAAACCUACUCAUGACCGAAGCAGCUUGGCAAAGGUGUUGGAAAGCAGCGUGGCAGAAAAGGCCCUGGGGGUCCUGGUGGACACCAAGUCCACCAGGAGACAGCAAGGUGCUCUUGCCCAAAGGGACGACCCUGACCCCGUGCAGCAGUGCACGCCUGUCCCAGCAUCACCCCAGCCGCUGCUCCGCCAGCGCGUGCGGCUGAGCCAGGGCCGUGCGACGAGGAAGAGGGACCUCCUCCUCUUCGGCGACGCCUUGGUCAUCGCCAAGCCCAACUCCCGGGCGCUGAAGGAGCUCUGGCUCAGCGCGCUCCUUGGGCCACCAGAAGGAGUGGAAGGAGCCCGGCUGACCCAGCUGCCCUCCAUCAAGCUCCUGCUGCAGGAGCUGAGCGGCCGCAAUGCCGUGAGUGUCCCUCCUGCCUCCGCUCUGCCCAGCCCCGAGGCUGCUCCAGCCCAGCAUCAGGCUGGUGCAGAGCAGCGGCCACCUCCCGUCCCCUCCGGCGGCAGCAGCGAACGUGGCCUUGGCCCCUCGGCUGCAGGCGGGACCCGCAGGAGGAGGAGGGGGCUGCCCUGGCCCUUCGCACGGCGGCGAGGCAGCUCGGCCGCUGCAGAGGCAGCCGGGCAGUCGGGCUCUGGCGGCAGGGGGGCUCUCUUCGGCCAGCCCCUGGCAGCUCUCUGCAGCCAGGACGGCACGCUGCCCCAGCCCAUCCAGGACCUGCUGGCUCUCCUGGCCGAGCACGGGCCAUCCACGGAGGGGAUCUUCCGGCUGGCGGUCAAGGAGCACGUCUCCCGGGAGCUGAGGGAGGCCCUCGACAGCGGAGCAGAGGUCCACCUCGAAAGCCAGCCUGUGCACGUGCUGGCCGUCCUCCUGAAGGACUUCCUGCGGAAGAUCCCCUCUAAGCUCCUCGGGGCAGAGCUGUACGAGGAGUGGAUGAGCGCCCUGCAGAAGACCAGCAGGCAGGAGAAGCUGGCAGCACUCAGGGAGGUGGCCGGCAAGUUGCCCCAGGCCAACCUCCUGCUCCUCAAGAGCUUGCUGUCCCUGCUGCAAAGGAUCAGCAGAAACGCGGCCAGCAGCAGGAUGACUGCCGGCAACCUGGCCAUCUGCGUGGGGCCGAACCUGCUCAGCCCACCCGAGGAGCAGACGCUGCCCCUGGACGCCCUGGUGCAGGUGACGGGGCAGGUGCCUCCAGUCGCUGCAGAAAGCCAACACCUGAAGAGCUCCUCUGGGGAGAGAAGGUAAAAUGAGCUCGCUUUGAUUAAGAGCAGGAGUGGUUCAAGUUUG
Grus americana (Whooping crane) is the source of this 1632-nucleotide messenger RNA. RefSeq lists its product as uncharacterized. Bases 1 to 1590 code for a protein of 529 amino acids. Lineage: Eukaryota; Metazoa; Chordata; Aves; Gruiformes; Gruidae. The transcript is spliced from 12 exons. Gene Ontology annotation, biological process: signal transduction. Gene Ontology annotation, molecular function: GTPase activator activity. The record is from RefSeq and is a predicted model, not a curated record.